Messenger RNA from Letharia columbiana, 2469 nucleotides. RefSeq lists its product as uncharacterized. Gene Ontology annotation, biological process: potassium ion transmembrane transport; stabilization of membrane potential. The transcript has 3 exons. NCBI's taxonomy places the organism in Eukaryota, Fungi, Ascomycota, Lecanoromycetes, Lecanorales, Parmeliaceae. Gene Ontology annotation, cellular component: membrane. The record is from RefSeq and is a predicted model, not a curated record. The coding region runs from base 1 to 2469 and encodes 822 amino acids. Gene Ontology annotation, molecular function: potassium ion leak channel activity.
AUGGACAAGACUGCGGGCGAGGACGAUGUCGACCUACAAGAGAAAAAAGAUGCAUACAGGGAGGAAGGUGAAGAGGAAGCAGAAGAAGAUCACCUAAGUCCAGCGUAUGCGACCUUCCUGAAAUAUUGCCAGCCCAAUCGCAUGGCGAGACAAUCGGAGAAAACGCCUGCUAAAAACGCAAUGCAGGCGAUGGUGGUUCGCGACAACCCUUUUUCCUCUCAUAGCAGGCACAUUUGGACCAAUGGCAUCCGCCUUCAGUCUUUGCGCCUUGAUAGAGCAUUGGAGGCUCAUACAAGACCCAACCUCGACCGAGUCCGAGGGCCAAUAUGUCUCGGAUCCCAGCUGGUGAGGGGCCAGAAAGGUCACAUAAGGAAAAGGACAAAAGCUGAUUGCUCCAGGGUAUUGGCAGUCAAUGCUGUCUCAUUCGUCAUUGCCAUCGCCGCCAACAUGUUCCUACUGGCAAACAAUUUCGGCCGCAUUCCUUUUAAGAUCGCACAGCCGGCUACCAUCAUCGGCUGGUACAUUGCCAGCUUCAUGUUGAUAGGCUUGGUCGCCGCAGCGCCCUCGCAUCUUCCUCUACCACCUGGCCAGGCGCGGACUUUCUCCCAGGCCUAUUAUUACGCUAUCCUCGCUGCGGCUUUGUACUUCAUUGUUGCUUCGCUGCUGGUCGCUACCGCUAGUGGGGUCUGGUUUGGCCAGUACAGCUCGGACUUCAAGCUGACCUUUAGUCAGAAGACAUUGAUGAUACAGGUCCUUCUCUUCCUUGGCUAUCUCCUUUCAGCCGCAGCUGUCUAUGCUUACAUCGAAGACUGGGAUUAUCUUGAUGCAGUUUAUUGGGUUGACGUGACCCUAUUCACCAUCGGAUACGGCGACUUCAGCCCGAAGACACAUCUGGGAAGGUCACUCUUCCUUCCAAUGGCAAUAGGAGGUAUACUCUUCGUCGGUCUAAUAGUGGCUUCUAUAAGCACGUUGGCGCUGGAUCGCGCCUCAACGAAGAUAUCAGUUCGUACGAUGGAAAAGGCUCGGCAGAAAGCAUUGAAAAAGUACAACCCGAAAACCGGCACCACGCACCUGCGGCCUUUCAAGGAGCGGAAGAUUGAAAACAAUCCCUCCUCUGAACUGGAGCGACGGGAGCAGGAGUUUGACGUCAUGCGUGAGGUCCAGCAAACUGCAGCGAAUGACAACCGGAUGUUAGCACUUGGGACCUCCGUCGGUGCCUUCGUUAUUCUGUGGUUCAUUGGAGCGGUGGCUUUCUGGCAGGCCGAGAAGGGUGCCGGGAAUUGGAGCUACUUCGAAUCAUUGUAUUUCACCUAUGUGUCCUUCCUGACAAUCGGCUAUGGCGACUUCUACCCGCAAGAUAACUCUGCCAAACCAGUCUUCGUCUUAUGGUCUCUUGUUGCUUUACCUACUCUGACGGUCCUCAUCGGCAGUGUUGGUGGCGUCAUAAAUGAAGGCGUCAACACAAUCACACUAUGGAUUAGCGAUCAUCUACCUGAGAAGACUGGUACUCUAUCCGCCAUGAAAGAUGAGGCUUCCAAGGCCAAGGGCAGCGAGUUCCAAUCAGCUAAGCCGCCAGGUUUUAUGGAGAACGGGAAAUCUGACGGUGCUGGAACCGAUGAUCCCGCUCACGCUGAAGCUGUGAAGGGUAUAAGUCAAAGUAUGAAUGAGCACCCGGGUAGCAACGCUAAAGACCUUGCCGCCGGCAAACACAACCGCCACUAUUUGCUCAUGAAAGAGAUGAAAAAUGUUGUCCAGCACACGGGCGCUACGCCACCGCGUCAAUAUACGUACGCUGAAUGGACAUGGUUUUUGAAGCUGUUAGGCGAGGAUGAGUCGAGUGAGGAGAGGCAUCGAAGGCCGUGGGAGGUACAUGAAUCUGAAUUGGCAGCGACAGUUAACGGGGAGGGACCAGCUAGUGGUCGCGAUAAAGACGGUCGACUGAAGCCUUGGAGCUGGCUGAGUCAGAGGAAUCCGCUCAUGACUGCUAAUGACGAGCCUAAAUGGGUAUUAGAAAGGCUGAUGCAAGCAUUGGAGCAGGAGCUAAGAAAGGAGGGGGAGAAGAAUUUGGCGCAGGAGAAGGGGAGGCAGCCUGGCAACACAACUGAGGUGACCAGCAAGAGAUUGAAGGCUUAUAACCCUUCCAAGGUCCCACCUGGUUCUCCUAAAGGCAAUUUCAGUCCAACGUCCUUCCAGCCCACGAUGGCUUUCCACCAUUCUAUGAGAGCCUUGUAUCAGUCGAGCUCUGGUCCCGGCCUACUCAAGCCCACGGUUGCAUCUAUCAAGACUCACACCAUGGGAAGCUUUUUGAUCAAAUACCUGCGUAUGAAAGUCCAUCCAGAUAUUCAGAACAAAGUGUGGUCCCGCAUCGUCGUCAAAGGCAUCCAUGAACGAAACCCUUCGAAAGCUUGCCUCUCACCUACGAAGACGAGAGACAAAUCUUUCAACUGGAGCGCCCAACGACCUCCGUAG